Molecule: messenger RNA, 3462 nt
Organism: Sphaerodactylus townsendi
Lineage: Eukaryota; Metazoa; Chordata; Lepidosauria; Squamata; Sphaerodactylidae
Product: zinc finger protein 665-like
Exons: 7
Coding region: 23-2512 (829 amino acids)
Biological process (GO): regulation of transcription by RNA polymerase II
Molecular function (GO): DNA-binding transcription factor activity, RNA polymerase II-specific; RNA polymerase II cis-regulatory region sequence-specific DNA binding
Source: RefSeq, a predicted model, not a curated record
CAUUCCCCGGGUUUUCGCUUCAAUGGCCGGGGAGGAAUCCGCGGAGCUCCCGGGACUUUUCCCGGGAGAGGCUCUCCAGGCUCCCGCCCCGGAGAUCUUGGGGGUCCCUGCGGUGCCCCCGGCCCCAGAUCUAGCCGGACCUCUGAUUUCCAAGCCUGACCUGAUAUGCUGGCUGGUGGAAGAAAAAGAGCUAUUUUUGCAGGUCUCUGAUGAACACGUAGGAGGCAGCAGCAGAAAGACACCCCGGAGGAUUCUGCCAUCUCCUCCGUUUGCUGAAGGGACAAGAGUCACUGUGCAACCAGUUGAGGAUGGGGUGUCCUUUGAAGAGGUGGCUGUGUACUUCACCCAAGGGGAGUGGACCCUGCUGUGCCCUGCCCAGAUUGCUCUGUACAAGGAAGUCAUGCUGGAGAAUUUUGGGAACGUGGUCUCUCUGGGGCCUCAGCUUGCCAAACCUGACCUCAUAUCCUGGAUGGAAAAAGAGGAAGAGCUGCUUCUCGUGGGCUGUGAUGAAGAACAGGGACUGGCAGGUAGCAGCUUAGGAAGUGUGUGGGAGUCAACAAAUGAAACAAAAGAACACCUAGUAAUGGAGAAAGGUGAUACAUAUUCAGAUGUGACAGAGAAGUUUGAAUAUUUCCAUGCACUGAGGAAGCAGGAGGGAGAAGACCCACCUGAAGAGAGGAAGGAUUCCAGUAUUUUACAGCAUAGUAACUCUGUACUGCAAAAAAUAUACCAAAGAGAAAAGAGGAUUGAAUGCACCACAAGCAGGGAAAUUGUUCCUAAAAACUUAGUCAUUAAUAUUCAACAAAACACCUCUAAAAAAAAGCAACUAUAUAAAUGGGUGGAAUAUGGAAAAGUUUGUGGUCACAAAGAGAGCCUAAAUUCCAACCAAAUUAUCCAUACUGUGGAAAAACCUAAUAAAUGCAUGGAGUGUGGGAAAAACUUCAGUACGCAUGGGAGCCUUACUUCCCAUCAAAGGAUUCACACAGGGGAGAAACCAUAUAAAUGUCUGGAGUGUGGGAAAAGUUUCAGAUGGAGUUGUCGUCUUACAUCACAUCAGAGAAUUCACACAGGGAAGAAACCAUACUAUUGCCUGGAGUGUGGGAAAAGCUUCAGUACUCAUGGGAGCCUUACUUCCCAUCAAAGGAUACACACCGGGGAGAAACCAUAUAAAUGUCUGGAGUGUGGGAAAACGUUCCGUCGCCGUGACAGCCUUAUCUCCCAUCAAAGAAUUCAUGGAGGGGAGGAACCAUAUAAAUGUCUGGAGUGUGGAAAAAGCUUCAGAUGGAGUUGUCGUCUUACAUCACACCAGAGAAUUCACACAGGGAAGAAACCAUACUAUUGCCUGGAGUGUGGAAAAAGCUUCAGUACUCAUGGGAGCCUUACUUCCCAUAAAAGGAUUCACACAGGGGAGAAACCAUAUAAAUGUCUGGAGUGUGGGGAAAAGUUCCAUCGUCGUGACAGCCUUAUUUCCCAUCAAAGAAUUCACGGAGGGGAGAAACCAUAUAAAUGUCAGGAGUGUGGGAUUAGUUUCAGAUGGAGUUGUCGUCUUACAUUACACCGGAGAAUUCACACAGGGAAGAAACCAUACUAUUGCCUGGAGUGUGGGAAAAGCUUCAGAACUCAUUGGAGCCUUACUUCCCAUAAAAGGAUUCACACAGGGGAGAAACCAUAUAAAUGUCUGGAGUGUGGGAAAAUGUUCCGUCGCCGUGACAGCCUUAUCUCCCAUCAAAGAAUUCACGGAGGGGAGGAACCAUAUAAAUGUCUGGAGUGUGGAAAAAGCUUCAGAUGGAGUUGUCGUCUAACAUCACAUCAGAGAAUUCACACAGGGAAGAAACCAUACUAUUGCCUGGAGUGUGGGAAAAGCUUCAGAACUCAUUGGAGCCUUACUUCCCAUAAAAGGAUUCACACAGGGGAGAAACCAUAUAAAUGUCUGGAGUGUGGGGAAAAGUUCCGUCGUCGUGACAGCCUUAUUUCCCAUCAAAGAAUUCACGGAGGGGAGGAACCAUAUAAAUGUCAGGAGUGUGGGAAAAGUUUCAGAUGGAGUUGUCGUCUUACAUUACACCGGAGAAUUCACACAGAGAAGAAACCAUACUAUUGCCUGGAGUGUGGGAAAAGCUUCAGUACUCAUGGGAGCCUUACUUCCCAUCAAAGGAUUCACACAGGGGAGAAACCAUAUAAAUGUCUGGAGUGUGGGAAAACGUUCCGUCGCCGUGACAGCCUUAUCUCCCAUCAAAGAAUUCACGGAGGGGAGGAACCAUAUAAAUGUCUGGAGUGUGGAAAAAGCUUCAGAUGGAGUUGUCGUCUUACAUCACACCAGAGAAUUCACACAGGGAAGAAACCAUACUAUUGCCUGGAGUGUGGGAAAAGCUUCAGUGCUCAUGGGAGCCUUACUUCCCAUCAAAGGAUUCACACUGGAGAGAAACCACAUAAAUGUCUGGAGUGUGGGGAAAAGUUCCGUCGCCGUGACAGCCUUAUUUCCCAUCAAAAAAUUCACACGGGAGAAACCAUAUAAAUGUCUGGAGUUGUGGGAAAAACUUCAGUUGGAGUGACACCCUUAAAUCCCAUCAAGGAAUUCAUACAUGGAAGAAAUCACAUAAAUAUGUGAAGUAAACAUGGAGCAUCUCCUGGGCAGAAGUAUGUUGGCUCAGCAGCUUAGAUCACCAGAGAGCUGGCUAAAAACUGACAAGACCAGUUCUAGCAGGUAACAGAUGACCUUUACAGUGAUUAAGUAACAAAAAUAUAAAGAUGGUUACAUUGUACAGUCCACCAACCCUGUGAUGAAACCAGGUUCUGGCAUAGCACUUUGUCUGUUCAUUCUAUGCCUUGUAUACAAGUCCUCUGUAUAUAUCCUAUAGCAGGAGUCUGCAACCCGUGGCUCUCCAGAUGUUCAUGGACUACAAUGGGAUUUGUAGUCCAUGAACAUCUGGAGUGCCGCAGGUUGCAGACCCCUGUCCUAUAGUGAAUGAUAAACCUUCCUUUGGAAUGAGUACUGUGUAUGAUGUACUCCUUGUGGUCUGUACUCCCUGACUUCAGAGCUGAGCUAGUCUUCUCUGAGUAGCACCACUGUAUAGUAGCUGACAAGAAAUGCCUGGAGUGUGGAAAUACUUUCAAUGAUCAAAGAAACUGUACUCACCACUAAAGGAGAAACCAUAUAAAUGACCACAGUGUGGAAAAAGCUUCAGUAUUAAUGGAUGCCUUACUUCCCAUCAAAAAAAUGCUCAAAGUGAAGAAAUCAUACAAAUGCCUGGAAUCAUUCUAACUUCCCACCAAAGAAGUCACACAGAGGAAAAAUCAUGUAGAUCAGUGAUUCCCAAAACUUGAGCUGUUGCCCCUUUCGCUCUCAGACAACAUCUGUAGUUCCCCACCAUAUGCAUACACAUAUGAAUACACACACUUUAAAAACAAGUUCUAACACUGUAAACUGACAUAUGUAUUUUACAAAUAAAACAUUACUGAGUAAAA